AUGGAUAUGAGGUCUGGUGGACAUUUUGAAGUGCACGGAGAGGGUGCGGAAGAAGGGAGCCGCCAAAGCAACAAUCGUUUCACCUUUCGCCGCCCUGGCAGUGCUCCAUUUGCCUCAGCCCCGUUUGCCUCGGCGACGGCAACCACCUUGUCUGCUCCCAGACCGAAAAUGAUGCAGAGGAAUGUCCUGAUUGCGGACGUUGUUGACGGGAGACCUCAAACUUCUAGGGCAGUCACAGUAAACUUUUCAGACUUUGAGGCCUCAGUGCCAGCCAUAACAGCCAAGGUGGUAGAAGCUUUGGGCCAGGAGGAGACAGUUGUCCUAAUUGACAACCAUGGCAAUCAGAUUGUGGACUCUGAGGGAACGAGAGGUUCUGCAUUCUGGAAGCAGCAUGCCAGAAAAGUUUUUGCAGUACCGGAGGCACAGUUCGAGCUGCUGCGAAACAGCAAAAGAAGACGGGAAAGUCGAAAUGAGGACACACAUGACGAACUGCGAGAAAACCUGGAGGUGGUGUCCAGCAUUCUAAAAAACUUAACAAAAUUCAUCCAGGACAACCCGGUGACACCACCGCUGAGUCGGAGACAGAUAGACGUCAUAAAGAGCGCCUUCACUUGUAUUAUCUGUACAGAUCUGAUGAAGGACCCCGUUUUUGCCGAGUGCUGCAGAAGCCUCCUGGGCUGCAGGGGUUGUGUGGAUCAAUGGAAGCAAAACCAAGGGUACUGCCCAAAGUGUAGAGGGCCGGCCUUUGACGUUCACGGGCACUCUGUGGUGGGCCUGGAUGAGGCACUAGCUGCACUGCAGCUUCUCCUUACUUAA
This is a messenger RNA of Perca flavescens (yellow perch), 816 nucleotides long. RefSeq lists its product as uncharacterized. The record is from RefSeq and is a predicted model, not a curated record. The coding region runs from base 1 to 816 and encodes 271 amino acids. The transcript has 5 exons. Lineage: Eukaryota; Metazoa; Chordata; Actinopteri; Perciformes; Percidae.